GCACCAAGUAGGAGGGGGCUGGGGGCAGAUAUACAGACGGGUACCCAGUGGGGGCAAAGCAUAGAAGGCUUGUGCCAGGAGGGCCGGGGCACAAAGCCAUGAAACCCGGUGGCGUUACCUGCCAAUAGGGGCACCUAUGUUGCCCCCAGAGCACCCCCAGCCCCUGGUGACUUUGCAUGGGGGGGGCAGGUGAUGGGUGCAUGAGGGUCGCCCUGGGUCAGUGACUGGCACACUCUGGGCCUCUGUCAUUGUGAUUGUGCCCACACAGGGGCAGGGAUGCCAGGGGGCUGCAGGUAAUGCCACUGGGCUAACUCUGAGCUCCUGCCCAUCUGCUGCCAACAUGGCCUCCGAGUGUGUGAAGGUGGUGGUGCGCUGCCGCCCCAUGAACUCCAGGGAGCGCGACAUGAACUGCCAGUUUGUCAUCACUAUGGACAGCAGCCGGGGGCAGUGCUUUAUUAGGAAACCCGAGGGGGGCGAUGAGACCCCCAAACAAUUCACCUUUGAUGGGGCUUAUUAUACGGAGCAUUGCACUGAGCAGAUCUACAAUGAGAUUGGGUAUCCUUUGGUGGAGGGGGUGACAGAGGGGUACAAUGGAACCAUCUUCGCUUACGGACAGACGGGCAGCGGGAAGUCGUUCAGCAUGCAGGGAGUCCCGGAGCCACCUUCCCAACGGGGCAUCAUCCCGAGGGCAUUUGAGCACAUCUUUGAGAGUAUCCAGUGCGCUGAGAACACCAAGUUCCUGGUCAGAGCCUCCUACCUGGAGAUCUACAACGAGGAGAUCAGGGAUUUGCUGGGGGCCGACCCGAAGCAGAAGCUGGAGCUGAAGGAGCACCCAGAGCGGGGGGUGUACGUGAGGGAUCUCUCCCUACAUACAGUGCACAGUGUGACCGAGUGUGAGAAGAUCAUGGAGAUCGGCUGGGGGAACCGCUCCGUGGGGUACACUCUCAUGAACAAGGACUCCUCCCGCUCACACUCCAUCUUCACCAUAAACAUAGAGAUCUGCUCUACUGAUGACAAUGGAAAGGAUCACCUGCGGGCAGGGAAGCUGAAUCUAGUGGAUCUGGCCGGCAGUGAGCGUCAGGCUAAAACCGGGGCCACGGGGGAGCGCCUUAAGGAGGCCACUAAGAUUAACCUCUCCCUCUCCGCUCUGGGCAACGUCAUCUCGGCGCUAGUGGACGGCAAAUCCAAGCACAUUCCCUACAGGGACUCCAAACUGACCCGCCUGCUGCAGGACUCCCUGGGGGGCAACACCAAGACCCUCAUGGUGGCCUGUCUCUCCCCCGCCGACAAUAACUACGACGAGAGCCUCAGCACCCUGCGCUAUGCCAACCGUGCCAAGAGCAUCCGCAACAAGCCCCGCAUCAACGAGGAUCCCAAGGAUGCCCUGCUGCGCCAGUACCAGGACGAGAUCAAGCAGCUCAAGUCCCUCCUACUGGAACAGAACGGGCCCCGAGACUCCCCAGGGCUGGAGAGAUGUGCAGUGCCCAAAGCACGCAGGGGCGGGUCUGAAAGUGACAUGGAGGUGGAGAAACGCCUCAUCCGGCAGGAAUACGAGGAGAGGUUUGCGCAGCUCCUAGCGGAUUAUGAGGCGGAGCAGAAGUCGCGGGUGCGGCUGGAGAAGGACAUCAGUGACCUGCGCACCACGUAUGACCAGCAGCGGGCCAGCAUGGAGCACGACCUCAGGAACAGAUCAGCAUCAGAAAGAGACGUUACAGACAGCGGCGCAGCCGGGGAGUCGGAGCCGGCUGAUCCGCUGCCGAUGGCACCACAACUCAAUAGCGUUGGCACAGACAAUGUGGAGACCCUUGUUGCACCCACCCUUCCUGCCAAGGAGCCCCCCCGAAAUGUCACUCCUCAGAACGUGCUCGCCAGGCUGCAGAUGCUGGAGCAGCAGGUGGUGGGGGGGGAACAAGCAGAGAACAAGGACCUGAAGGAGAAGCGGCGGCGGCGCAAGAAAUACGCGGAUGAGCGGAAGGAGGAGCUGCGGGUGGCGCUGCAGAGUGAGGACAGUAACGAGCGGGUGCUGCUCAGGGUCUAUGAGUCCAUCCAGGAGGAACUGCAGGCCAAGAGCCGCCUCCUCGAUAAACUGCAGGACAAGUUGCGCGCCUCGGACACGGAGAUCGAGGACCUUCUGUGCGAGUUCGAGCGGGAGAGGAAAGACUAUCUCGCCGCUAUCCGCCGCCAGGAGAUGGAGCUCCUCCUACAGCAACAGAUUCUCGACCAAGUGCAACCGCUCAUCCGGCGCGACUGUAACUAUAGCAACCUGGACCGGAUCCGCCGGGAAGCGCAGUGGGACGAGGACAGUUACCGGUGGAGGCUACCGGAAGUGGUGUUGCACAAAACCAGUCUUCCCUCAGCUCCGGGGCUGCCGCAGCUUAAAGCAAAGCGAACGCCAGGGGCGGAGACAGAGGAUCAGCUGAUGGAGGAAGAUCGCUACAGGUUAAUGCUCAGUCGCAGCGACAGCGAGAACAUCGCCAGCAACUACUUCAAAUCCAAACGAGCCAGCCAGAUCCUGAGCGCCGACCCCAUGAGGAGUCUGGCUCUGCACAACUCCUCCCCGGUGGGCAGUGCCCCCCUCCUGCCAGCGCCGACCAUCUCCUCUGCCAGCGCCACCUCCGUCUCCCCCCCCCGAGGGACAGAUGCCCCCCUGCUGCGCCCCUACCGCCUCGAGUCCCUGGAACUGCCCCCCCCCUCAGCCAAAAGCAAACGCAAGAAGAACAAGUUCUCCCCCGGCACGGAGCCAUUCUGACCCUGGGGGGCACUGCCAUCCCCUCCCUGUUACCCUGGCACCUCCCUCGCCAGCGGCUUGAUGGGCCCCGGCGCCCAUUGGGGGCUCUCAGGGGGUCCCAGUGUUUCCUGCUGGUCCCUUUGCAGCCAAUGGUUGGGCAGAAGGGCCGCCAUGUGGGCUACCUACCCCCGGGCCCCGUAGCCUGAGAGACAAGAGAGUGUUACUGGGGGCCCCGGGCCCCCCAGGGAAUGAUUGUUGUUAUUAUUAUGUAGUGUUAGGAUGAAAUAUGUACCAGUUCUACUAAAUGCCCCCCCCAGGCUCCCAGCAGGGGGCAUUAGGGCCCAGAGAAGGAACAGUUUAACCCCUUUAUGCCACUCACACCCUGUAUUAACCUCGGCCUGUGAUUGGACAAAAGCUUCUCAUAAUAUAUAGGGUGAGAUUGGGGCCCCCCUGGGCGUUUAUCCUCCCACCCCGGAAUUAGUGGAGGAAAGUUGCCCUUUGGGACCCCCCCAAAUAUUAAUACCUUUACUCAGCAUCAUUGAGAUGGGGGGGAAAUAUCUGUUCUCUGUUCCAACCCCCAAGAAAACUGGGGGACAUGGGGUGGGAAAUGUACCCCAAUAUGAAUUGUGCAGCUUCUCCCAGAAGCCCUGGGUACGGGGUGGGGAAUGGGGGGUUCAUUUCAGCCAUUUACCCCCCCCCCCCCCAUUCUCUACAGACACUGUUUAAUCCCCCCUCCCCCAAUGCAGUUUUGUCAGCUGAUCAGUGAAGGGAAGCAACCUCAUUGGCUGACUAAUGGCUGCGUAUCAUUGGUUGUUAGAAGGAAAGUCAGGCCAUGUGAUCCACCAAUCUGGGUAUGAAUGGGCGGGGCAUCUCAACCCUAAAAUGCCUUGAUGCCCCCUUGCUCGGGGCACUUCUCUGGGCACUUUGGCAACUUACGCUCAUUUUCUAUUUGUUGAGGCUUCUGGGAUAUUGUGUGAGCUCAGUCAGCAACUCAAGGGUUAAGUGAAUCCAGGAAGUGUAUGGGCAGUUCUGGUUCUGGGGGCUGCCUGGCAGCGUGACCCACCCCGGUACCGUAAGUUCUGCCCUGGAACCGCUGCCAAUAGGAAAUGAAUGUACAUUGCAAAUGAGCAGCCAUUUUGUUACGUGAGUUCUGAUUGGUUGUAAGAAAUAAAAAGGUUCAGUCUGAUUGGUGCUUAUGUCGCUGUAUGGUCACAUGAUAUCAGCAAUAAAAACACUCAGAAAAGAAA
Xenopus tropicalis (tropical clawed frog) is the source of this 3975-nucleotide messenger RNA. RefSeq names its product kinesin family member 17 (gene kif17). Gene Ontology annotation, biological process: microtubule-based movement. The record is from RefSeq and is marked provisional. Gene Ontology annotation, cellular component: cytoskeleton. Gene Ontology annotation, molecular function: nucleotide binding; cytoskeletal motor activity; microtubule motor activity. Lineage: Eukaryota; Metazoa; Chordata; Amphibia; Anura; Pipidae.